CUCCUCUUCACGCGUGAAGAGUGCAUCGAGAUCAGAUGGAAUCAUGCUUCAAAAUGAAGACAUGUAUUUAUCACUGUCUUUAUCUGUUCAUGCUUAUGAACAUAAGCAUAUUGUUUGCAAUUCUUGUUGUGAUACGUCUUGGAAUUUUACUUAUAACCAAAGGCCCCAGAAAAAUGUUUAAAUCCACACAACGUGAAAGCCCACCAACUUGCUUGAUGGACCCAAAAUUAGGAACACAUGGAUAUCUUUACAUUGAGGAUGUUCGAAUUCAUUAUGUAAGUAAAGGUGAUUCUGAUAAACCACUAAUGCUUUUGAUGCAUGGUUUUCCUGAAUCUUGGUAUUCCUGGAGGCAUCAGCUGAAGGAAUUUUCAGACAAUUAUAGGGUAGUGGCUGUUGAUUUAAGAGGUUAUGGCGACUCAGACAAACCAUCAGGGAUAUCUCAAUACAAAAUGGAUAAACUAGUUAAAGACGUGAAACAAAUAAUCACAGCUUUGGGCUAUAGUUCUUGUGUUCUUGUUGGUCAUGACUGGGGGGGUGCUAUAGCUUGGAUAUUUUCUGGACUGUACCCAGAGAUGGUGGAAAAGGUCAUUGUUUUGAACUGCCCUCACCCACAUGCAUUCAAGAAGUAUUUACAAACUAACUGGGCUCAACUCAAAAAGUCUUGGUAUAUGUUUUUCUUCCUAAUUCCCAUUCUUCCUGAUAUCUAUGUGAGGCUGUUUGAUAUGAAAUUCUUUGACAUAAUUUUCCGAGGAACAAAGGGUGGAGUUUUGACCAAUGCUACUACUCAAGAAGAUGUUGAUGCAUAUAAAUACUUAUUUUCUAAGCGAGGUUCCUUGACUGGACCAAUGAAUUACAUUCGUGCAGCAUUACUGUGCAGACCGGAAUCUACAACUCGUGGAAAGGUUAAAACACCUGUUCUGCUGUUGUGGGGUUGUCGUGACUUAGCUAUUGAGAAAGGUCAAGCUGAAAAGUGUAAAGACUACGCAGAAGACCUUACAAUAAAGUAUUUACAUGACGCUAGUCACUGGGUACAGAUGGAUGAACCAGAUACUGUUAACUUGUAUAUUAGAGAAUUUAUCCAAAAAUAAAAGACAAAUUUUGUAUUAUAUUUUUUUAAUUGAACUCCUAGUCUUUCAUAUAACAUGAGUAUUGUUGCAGACUACAAUUCUUGUUAAAAUUCAGUAUCUGGAACAUUUAUGCCUAAAUUGUAUCGGUGAGCUGGAUUUGCCAUAAACUGCUUUCCAGUUGAUUUUUAAAAAAUGUUAAUAUUGCUUCUCUUGUUUGCAUUUAUACUGUAUGUAAUCAGUUUUUCCAUGUAACUACAGAAAUAAGAUAUCUGACAUUUUGAGUAUUUGACACCCUGACUUGUUUAAUGUGUAAAACUUUUCUUUAGUAUUGAUGUGAACAUAUACAUUUUGACAAAAGAUUAUUCAGCUUCAUAAUUAUAUUUAUAACACUAAUGGGUUAUAUUUUACCCUUUACUCAUAUUGUAUAAGCUAAAGGUUAUAUAUAGUUAAAUUUCAUGUUUUUAACAAUAAUGGAAGCAAAUCUUGCCAACUAUAUGCACUAUUUGUAACUGACAUUAGUAUCAAAGUUACAGUUUGCACCAUCAGCUGUAUAUUCUAGACAGAACUUUUAAAUCUUAUGCACUUAGUAGUCAGGCAUAAAAACCUUUCAUAAUUUUAGUUUAAAAAAUGACUCACUUGUAAUUAUAGUUUCUGUCUAUUUAGCAUAAUUCGCUAUUACAGUGCAUACAAAUUACCAGCAUCAAUCAUUACAUAUUUUCAAAACAAUAAAUUUAUGACUGCAUUUAUUAAACUUUCUGCAUAUGUCCACCAAAGAUAUACAAUAAUUCAUGAAUCAUGCAUUAAAUACAACAUCUACAUCAUCACUAUUAAGAUUCACAUACAACAAUUCUCCAGAGACUUUAGGCAAGUUUUUAAUGUGAGGAAUUGAUUCUGAAAUGUAAAUAUUAAAAAAAGUUAAUAAGCUGUAUUUUAGAAUUUUCUUUUGGUUUUUUUUAUUUUCCAACACAGCAUGUGUGAGCAUUGAUUGUAGUUUAAGGAAACAUUUCAGUGGUAUGUUAUAUAGUUAUAUAAUAUUUUAAAAUAUUUAGUUUCCUUACCUAAGUCAUGGAGUGAGAAUCUAUCUGUGCCCUGGAAAUGAAAAUUUAAAGUGUAGCAUAAAUGGUCAAAGGGACUUAAUGCAAACUGCAUGUUUGAAAAACAAACUUCAACCCGCUAUAAAUUUAAUACUGAUUUAAUUAUAGAUCUACAAUGCAGAUGUAAAUUUUAACAAUACUUAAAUAAUUUAUAUCUCUGUUUAUUUUUAAUUACUUCAAAUUAGGCUUACUAAUUGUACUAUUUUAAAAUUUACAAUACAUUUUAUUAUGUUUUAAUUAAACAAUUUCAUAAGCAGAGAAACAUUUUUAAAUAUGAGCAAAUGUAUUAGGGAAGGUAUCUACAAUAGUUUAAAACUUACCUUAAUUUUAGCAGGACUUUGGAUUACAUGCUUUUGUUUUAAUGUUUUGGGAGGAUCAGAUUCAUAACUUGUACUAGCUGAACACUCUUGUGAAGGUGAACCCAGAGGGGCUGAUAAUUUGAUUAUUGGAUCCAAGUGAGGUUUUUUUGGUUGUAUUUGAUCUGUUGAAUUUGAAGAACUCUGGCUUUCAUGUUCAGAACCUGACUUUGAUUUCCUCUCUGAAAUACCUGUGAAUAUAUGUCAGCCAUAUAAUUAUAUAACCAUACUAUCUAUUCAAGUGUUGAAAUGUAUCUCAGUCAGGUAGAUUCUACAUGAUAUGGGUAAAGUCUUCAAAAUGUAAAAUACUAAGAUUCUGACCUGUUAUCUAUUUAAACUUUUAAAUAAAAUUUACUUAAACAUA
Physella acuta is the source of this 2881-nucleotide messenger RNA. RefSeq names its product epoxide hydrolase 4. Gene Ontology annotation, molecular function: catalytic activity. Lineage: Eukaryota; Metazoa; Mollusca; Gastropoda; Physidae. The record is from RefSeq and is a predicted model, not a curated record.